Aureobasidium melanogenum CBS 110374 is the source of this 1500-nucleotide messenger RNA. Its product is annotated as cytosine-purine permease. Gene Ontology annotation, molecular function: transmembrane transporter activity. Gene Ontology annotation, biological process: transmembrane transport. The transcript is spliced from 2 exons. NCBI's taxonomy places the organism in Eukaryota, Fungi, Ascomycota, Dothideomycetes, Dothideales, Saccotheciaceae. The record is from RefSeq and is a predicted model, not a curated record. Gene Ontology annotation, cellular component: plasma membrane. The coding region runs from base 1 to 1500 and encodes 499 amino acids.
AUGAGCGACCCCACCUCCAAGGAACCCAAUGCCAAUGUCUUGGAUGAAGAAAAAGGACUCCCUGGACCUGGAAAGGAUGCAGAUGUUGAAGUUGCUCAAUCAUGGUCACUGAAAAAGUUUGCAUCGCUGGGAGUGGAAACUGGAGGCAUUGUCCCUAUUCCCAUGUCAGAGCGAACAAAUACAAGAGUUCAUGGAAUCUUCACUUUAUGGCUCACUAUGAGUGUCAAUCUGCUACCAAUUGUUACUGGUAUGACUGGACCGCUAGGCUAUGGAAUUGGACUCAGAGAUUCUUCUCUGGUUAUCCUUUUCUUUAGUAUAUUAUGCACGGUGCCAGUUGCGUAUCUGGCAACGCUGGGCCCCAAGACUGGUAUGCGACAGAUGAUUCAAGCAAGGUUCUCGUUUGGAUAUUACCUUGUCUCAGUACCUGUCAUUCUCAACCUUGCGACUCUCACCGGCUUCUGUGUGAUCGACAGUGUCGUUGGUGGUGAAUCUCUGUCUGCCAUCACCCAUGGUCAUCUGACACCUGAUGUUGGUAUUGUGGUCAUCGCCAUCCUAGCGAUGUUGGUCUGCUUCUGUGGUUUCAAGAUUUUGCAUCGCUACGAGCGUUUUGCCUGGAUUCCUGCUCUAGUCGCCAUCAUUAUUGCUACUGGAACCGGCGGUAAGCAUCUGAGCAACCAGGCUGUGUAUCCGGCUCCGGAAGCAUCUACUGUCCUUUCGUUCGCUGCACUUAUCGCUGGUUUCCUCAUCCCUUGGGCGGCGCUGGCUGGAGAUUUUGCCGUCUACAUGGUUCCUGAGGCGUCCAGUGCCAAGGUCUUCUUUUACACGUACAGCGGUCUGUUCUUACCUACAGUACCCUUGCUGGUUCUGGGCGCUGCCAUUGGAGGUGCAUGCCCCAAUGUGCCCUCCUGGCAAGCAGGCUAUGAUUCGACCUCAGUUGGUGGAGUGCUAGCAGCCAUGCUUGAACCUGCAGGCGGCUUUGGCAAAUUCGUUGUCGUCCUUCUCGCCUUCUCAUUGCUUGGAAACAUCGCAGCGACCAUGUACAGCAUUACGCUCAACUUCCAACUUCUGCUGCCCUGGAUGGUUAGAGUUCCUCGCUUCUUGUUCGCCAUCGUCAUUACAGCCAUUGUGAUUCCGGUCGCCAUUCGCGCGGCCACCAGCUUCUUCAACAACCUCGAGAACUUCAUUGGUGUUAUUGGCUACUGGUCUUCUGCGUUCGUGGCUGUCGUGGUUAUCGAGCAUGCUUGGUUCAGAAAAUCGGAUUGCUCGGCCUAUUCUCAUGAGAAGUGGAACAAGGCCAAUAUGCUGCCUAGUGGCAUUGCUGCAUUGGGAGCUAGUGCUUUGUCUUUUGCUUUAGUCAUCCCUUCAAUGGCGCAGGUGUGGUAUACAGGACCUAUUGCGAAGACGACUGGUGACAUUGGGUUUGAGCUGGCCUUUGUGGUUACAGCAUUGCUAUACGUGCCACUUCGAUACCUAGAAAUCAGGAUACAGAAGCGUGUAUAG